Molecule: messenger RNA, 2384 nt
Organism: Syngnathoides biaculeatus (alligator pipefish)
Lineage: Eukaryota; Metazoa; Chordata; Actinopteri; Syngnathiformes; Syngnathidae
Gene: dbnlb
Product: drebrin-like b
Exons: 15
Coding region: 114-1535 (473 amino acids)
Biological process (GO): postsynaptic actin cytoskeleton organization; neuron projection morphogenesis; regulation of actin filament polymerization
Cellular component (GO): lamellipodium; cortical actin cytoskeleton; site of polarized growth
Molecular function (GO): actin filament binding
Source: RefSeq, a predicted model, not a curated record
AAGCUAAAAUAUGCUAAGCUAGCCGGCCAACCAGGAAGGAAGCGAGCCAGGAAGGGCGCAUCCCGGAUAGGGUCGGACAGACAGCUAGCUGGCUAGCUCACAUCAACGUAACCAUGGCAGUAAAUCUUAGCAAAAACGGCCCCACGUUAACAGCGGCGUAUCAAGAAGUCGUCAACGAAAAAUCCGAUACUAACUGGGCCUUGUUCACCUACGAGGGAAACAGCAAUGACAUCCGCCUAGUAGAAAAAGGAGAUGGAGGAUUGGAGGAGUUGGUGGAGGAGCUCAACAGUGGAAAAGUAAUGUAUGCUUUCUGUCGGGUCCAGGACCCGAACUCCGGCCUUCCUAAAUACGUCCUCAUCAAUUGGACGGGGGAAGGAGUGAACGAUGCCAGGAAAGGACUUUGUGCAAAUCAUGUGAGCUCCAUGGCAAACUUUCUUAAGGGGGCCCACGUGACCGUAAAUGCCCGAGCAGACGAGGACGUCGAACCCGAGGUGAUCAUGGAGAAGGUGGCCAAGGCCUCGGGAGCAAACUACAGUUUCCACAAAGAAGCUUCGAGUCGGUUCCAGGACAGCGGCCCUCAGGGUCCCGUGGGCUCUGUCUACCAAAAGACCAACGCCAUGUCAGAAAUCAGGAGAACCAACAAGGACACAUUCUGGGCGCAGGCGGAGAAAGAGGAGGAGAAACGUCGCCUGGAGGAGCGGCGCAAAGCAGAUGAGGAGCGCCAGCAUCUGGAGAAAGAGAGGAAGGACAGGGAAGUCAAGGAGGCGGCGCAGAGGGACAAGUGGGACAAAGAGAGGGCCGUUCAAAUUGAGCAACAGAAGAAGUACCAGCAGCAGCAGGAGGCCGAGAGCAGAGAGCAAGAGAAACAACGCUGGGAGCAACAGGGGGAGAUCCAGGAAGCCCAGAAGAAAGCAGUCCGACGAGGGGAAUCUGUGGAAAAGGCCAAUGAGGCCGCUUCCCUGAUUUCCCAGCGAGCUGUGAAUCCCAGAGACAUGUUCAAGCAGAGAGAGAGGGGAAUAACUCCCAGUGAUUCCGAUGUGCCUUCUGCCGCUAUCAGCCCCCAGCCAGGGCGCCUUCAAAGCCCAUUUCUCUCUAAGUACGAAAGCGAGCCAGCCGACUCGCCUCAGCGCCAAGCCUCUCCGGUGCCGGCAGGCUCCGCCCCCGCUGUCCACGCUGCAGAGCCAGAUGUCGACGACGGACAGUCCAGGUGUGAAUAUGACGCACAGGAGCCAGCCCCUGAGGAGGAUUUGAAAGAGGAAGUACCAGAGGCCAGCCCAAGCGUCCAGGAUCAUUUAUACGAAGAGCCCCCCCAGGUUGAGGAGAACAAUUAUGAGGUGACCGCUGAGGAGACAUCAGAUAGAGGAAUCUGUGCUCGGGCCUUGUAUGACUACCAGGCUGCCGACGACACCGAGAUCUCCUUCGACCCCGACGAGAUCAUCACCGGGAUCGAGAUGAUCGACGAGGGCUGGUGGCGAGGCUACGGCCCCGACGGCCAUUUUGGAAUGUUCCCGGCCAACUACGUGGAGCUGGUGUAACCCCCCCCCCCCCUCCCCGCAGUAACACAGAACCUCCCAGGAAAAGUCCUCCACUGGUCGCGCCGCUCCGCAUGACGGAAACGGCGAACGGACGCUCAACCCGAAGGCCCGGCCGUUUUUUUCCCCAAAUUGCUCCCGUUCAUACCAGCUCCUUGAUGUUGUACGCAGGUACGCACGCCACCGCCACCGCUUGACCUGUUAAAUGUGACGAGCUUUCGUUUCAAUCUUGACGUUUUCUGCGCAAUACGCAGCACUUGAGUCCACAUUCCUUUCAAAGUGACUUCUUUUAUCUGCUGUCAUUCCAUUAUUACUCGCUGAGGCCGCAGCAGGGGGGAAAAAAAAAGAUAGUGGUACGAGAUUUUGAGAUUAUGAGAAUUUGAAUCUUUUCUCUAGUUUGUUGCCUUUGCUUUCCAUAAGACCAAAUGUGUCCCCCUUCACGUGACUGAUCAUAAAUCAUGUUUGAAUUUCAAAUUGUUUAGACUGAAUUUGAAGUGGAUAUUUUUAACACCACCCGCUACACUCCCCCUCCCUCUUUGGUUGAUUCCCUUGUGAGGUGAGAGUGAAUACAAAUGAAUUUCCCUGCGGUGUGUGUAAUGUGUCCUUGGUCCUUUCACUUCAACUUUUUCAAGUAAACAUUCAAAAUGGCACGUUUGCGAUCAUGAGUCUGGAACAACAAUAAGAUGUGAGCUUACAUGGAAUCAGUCGAAAGCUUUCUUUCAUCUUUCUGCUUUUCAAAGUAUGAUUUUUCCCCACUCAGUUGACCACGUGAAAUUUGGAACACAUACAUGUGUGUCGUCUGUUCCCAGAGUCUAUAGUGUCCAGCCUUUGUAAUAAAACUUAAUAAAUCUG